AUGAAAGAACAUUCCAACAGCAAUGCCAAAGCUAGGAAUCAUCGAAAAUCAAAUAGCAAAAACAAUCGACAUCAUCCAUAUAGCAGUCAUAGAGAUGACACAAAAACAUAUCACAAAAAUAACUCACAUUUACAAAGAAACUCUGACUGGACAGCAAAGGAUCAGGAUGAGCUGCGUCGUCCAGCACUCCCCCUUGUCGAAGACUGUAGACCUACUAGUUUAAGAUCGAAUGAACCACCUUCAUCAGGAUUUCAAUAUCUAUUAAGUGUAAGAAAAGAGGCAGAAGCUGCUCAACAAGUGGUUAUAGCAGACAUCCCAGAAGAAGUGCUGAAUGUACCGAUUGCUUUAAAUAUUUUUGAUCGGCGCCAGCAGUUGUUUGAAUUUGCUAAUACACUCAUGCCAUCUCCUAAUCAAAGUGGCGAUUCCGUCCUAUCUAAUCAUACUGUCCAUUUAAUGCCAUCAUCAAAUUGGAUCUUAACCCUGAUUCAAGAAUCAAACAAGCUGAGAGAUAUCAUGACAGCAUACAGAAAGAGUAAACAGGCAUUUCAAGCUGGAAAGAAAAUAUGCCACAACCUUCCGCCUAUUUCAGAUUCAAAUCAAUGGCAUGUGUUUUGUUACGGAAUCGCACAAAACCAAACAGGAUCAGACUCAAGUGGUAAUAUAGUGCUUUAUGAAAAUUCCACACGGACGCUGCCAAGUUUGAGUAUGAUCGGUGCUUUAUCUCAUGAAACUGUGCUUCGACUUGUUCAGAUGCAUACUUUAUGGCUAGAAGAAAGCGGUACAAUCACACCUGACAAGUCAAAAUGGAUCUUUGCAUUGCUUAUGCGACUUGAUUCAUUGCUCACAGGUGACGAAAUAUCUCUACUUCGUGAUCUGAGUAAAGUGUGUUUGCGACUUCGAUCAGACACUAUUCGUGAUCUCAUUACUAAACAUACCGCUCAAAAAGACGAUUCCAUUUCAAGCACAGAUACUAAUUCUAUUAGACGCGACCAUCGUAUUGUAUCUUGUACUAUGGUGAUUUCAAUCGUUCAUCAUAUAUUUGGACAAAAAGAUUUGCUUUAA
Batrachochytrium dendrobatidis JAM81 is the source of this 1062-nucleotide messenger RNA. RefSeq lists its product as uncharacterized. Gene Ontology annotation, biological process: spliceosomal snRNP assembly. Lineage: Eukaryota; Fungi; Chytridiomycota; Chytridiomycetes; Rhizophydiales. The transcript has 4 exons. The record is from RefSeq and is a predicted model, not a curated record. Gene Ontology annotation, cellular component: small nuclear ribonucleoprotein complex; nucleus; SMN complex. Bases 1 to 1062 code for a protein of 353 amino acids.